UAUUCCGCCAUAUUCAAAAAUCUAAACUUGUUUCGGCAUGCACAAUAAAUUUGUAUCAAUGGAUAUUUUGGCAAAUUGGAUUACAGAAGAUAUGGGAAGCAUCUAGUUGCUCUCUAUUCAGCCGCCAUGAACUGAAGAGGGGAUUAUUUGGUUCUAUUAUAUAAGGUAGGAAGUGAAAAAAUGGCAGACAACACAACAAAACAGGCCCAGCAGAAGUUUACAAAUCUACGUAAACGUCUGGACCAACUUGGGUACCGACAAACGCUAGGAUUAGAAUCUCUGCCAUUGGCGGAAAAGCUUUUUUCAGACCUGGUCCACACAACGGAGAGUCUGAAACAUGCCAAACUUGAACUUGGAAAACAGGACACUGAACACAAGGACUUUGACACAGCAGUCGAACCAUACAAAAGUGACAAUGCCAAACUGGUUAAGGAAAAUAAUGACCUACAUCAACAGUUAAUCAAACAUAAGGAAGACUCAGAUGCAGUUAUUAGAGAACUGAAGGCCUCGCUACGCAAACUAGAGCAUGAGAAUGCUGACCUCAAGUUUCUCAGUAACCAGUACGUUCACAAGGUCCGUCAGCUAGAGAAGGAGUCAAAGGCCAAGUCUGAGCGUAUCCUCCACCUACAGGAGAAAAACUUCCAUGCUGUUGUACAAACACCAGGAGGUAAAAAGAAGAACAUUCCCUUUAGGAGACAGCGUAUGGAGAUUGACACAGCUGUUCCCGAGUUUGAUGGCCCCAGUAGGCCACUCACAUUGCCCACUGAUGAUCCCUAUGUAGCCGAUCUUCUCCAGGUGGCAGAUACACGGAUAUUAGAACUUGAGCGACAACUCUCCAUCUUCAGAGACGAAAAGGAGGUGAUUGACAGGAAACUGAAGAACUUCAGACAGCAGGUUGAAGGUCGUGACGAUGAGAUAGAGCGCCUCACCAAAAUGUUAGACGGAGGCCGACCCUCGGACGUGGUGGCCCUGGAGGCCAGGAACCGCGCCAAUGAGAGGAUGAUCUCUCACCUCAACAUACAGAUUGACUUCCUCCAGCAGAAGACGAGGGAGAUGGAGAGGAAGCUACAAGACAGCAACAAUGAGCGUGACAACUGUGACUCACAACUGUCUAAAUUCCAACUGAAAAACCGCGAACUGGAAUCACGUAACCGAGAAUUGGAGUAUGACCUCAAGGAUGUUGACCUGAUGGCCAAACGUCUUCAAGUAGACAAAGAGGAUGUUGUCAAAACAGCAGAUCGUGAAAUGGGCGAGGCAAAGGAUGAACUAGAAAAGUCGAGACAUGAACUAGAAGACCUAGACCUGAACUUGGCUCAGUACAAGGCAGAGGCCCAACGAAUUACCAAGGACUUCAAUGAUACCAAGGCACAACUUGCCAUAAAGAAUGGUGACCUGCUGCGCCUGGAGGAAUUGCUAGAUCGUGUCUCUGAAGACAAGAAGCGACUGAGCCACCGUGUUAAUAAACUUAUGUCAAAUGAGAAGGAAUUAGUACUGGAAAUCGAAAAACUCAAGAGGAAGAAUGGUCCUGGUGUUGGAGGCAAGAAGACCAAGACACCCAGCAAACUGGAUGCGUUCAUACGCAGCAUUGAGGAAGAGAGGAACUAUUACCGGGAUCAAUCAGACGCGCUCCAGAAAAUGUUACGCGGCGAGAUUCCAUCACGAGGACGUAGCCCAUCCCAUUCUCGCACCUCUUCCCGUUCUGCCAGCCCUGUCAGAGAGGUCUCAUCCAAGUCUGGCAAACAGACAGUGGCUCAGUAUGAGACGAUCCUCCGGGUCCUGGAGGAGGAAAAGGACUACUACAAGAAAGAAUAUGAGGUCCUCAAGGCACUCAAAAAGUCUUCCUCCUCGGCCAGAGCCACACCCACAAAGGGAUUGUCAGAUGACCUUGAAGUAUCCAAGUUGGUGCGCGAGAGAGAUGAGAUGCGGGCAUUAUUAGAUAAAUUUGAACGUCACAUGGCAGAGAUCCAGGCCAAUGUGAAGGUAUUGACCGCUGAACGGGACAAGCUCAACACUAUGUAUGAAGAAUCUAAAGAUGAGCUCCACAGGGUGAGGAGGGAAAUGGUGCGCUCACCAAAAUCUCCAAAAACAUCUCUAGCAGCACAGGCAGUACUAAGACGCGUGGAAUGUGAGCGUGACGACGCAGUCUCUGACCUCAGGCGCAUGACAACAGAAAGAGACAGUCUGAGGGAAAGGCUAAAGAUUGCCACAGAGACGUCGCUUUCUGAUCGAGCCAAGCUUGAGCAGAGGAUUGAAGAUCUAGAGUCUACCAUCUCCACUGUGGAUGUUGAGAAAAGGGAGUUUAUUCUGCGGAUAUCCACCAUAAAGGAGGACCUAAGGAGCUACGAAGAACAGGUGCGAGACCAGGCCAUUCGACUGACGCAGGCCCAGGAUGACGCUUCACAGUCACGUGCCACUGCGGCACAGAUGAAGAUGUUGGCAGAGGAAACUGAAAAGUCACUAGAGGAGACACAAAAACGCCUCAACAACAACGAAAAGAAUCUCCACUUACAGGGGAACCGUAAUGCCGAAGUCGAGGAUCGCAACUCAGAGUUGUCCCGCUCAAACCAGCUAUCACGUGAGGAAAUUGCCCAACUGAGAACCACCAUCAGUGCACUGGACCGCGAGAAGGAUUCGCUUCAGCAUGCAGUGGAUGACAAGACGGAACGGAUGGCCAGACUCACGGACGACAUCUUACACAAGGAGAAAUUGAUAGGUGAUCUGAAGAUACGGGUCAGUGAGCUUGAGGCUCAGAGAGAACAUGCCAAUGAGAGCCACAAUAUGAAGGAUCGUGAGUUGAAGAGCAUGCGUCGCCAGCUGGACUGUACAGGAGAGGACUUAAGUGAGUCAAGUCGUAGCAAGGACAUUGCGCUUCGUGAGAAUAGGCGUCUGCAGGAUGAUCUUGCCAUCAUGACGAGAGAAAACCAGAAAUUAAACCAAGAGUUACAGGACACCCUGGAUGAGAAGGAGUCUCUGAAGGGUCAGGCUCAGGAUUACAUGCUGGAGGUCAAACGUACAGAGGAACACCUUUCCAACAAAGAACAAGAGCGGACUGACCUCCUUGACCAGUACCGGGCUCUAUCUGUGGAGGCAGAGCAGUACCAGACAUCCACCCACCAGCUAGAGAGCGAGGGCUCUAACCUUCGACUGGAGAUCAUGACAAAGGACUCUGAACUAAGACGUGUCAGGGACAGGCUGGAUAAUAUAGAACGUGAAAUUCAAGAGCACUUGAACGCCCAGCAGGCAUAUGAGUUGCAGAUUUCCAGCCUCACAAGAUCCGUGGCAAACCUGGAGGAAAACCUGCGUCAUGCAGAAGAGGAUAAACAGAACCUUCUGGUUGAUUUGGCUGCUGUCAGGGAGCUGUGUGCCAAACUUGAGUCUACAAAAGACUCCCUCCAACGCCAGCUUACCUCCGCCAGUCUGGACAAAGAGCAGCUACAGACAAUUAUGGAGGACAUGCGUCAAGAGACCGAGCUGCUGAAGAGCCAGAUGACAUCAGAGAGGACGUCGGUGAAGAGUCUGGAGGGAAUUCUACAGUCCAACAGGGAGAAGGAGUUCCAGUCACAGCUGGCCACUCAGGAGAAAUGUGCCGAGAUACAGAUGCUGAGGGACAGGCUCUCUCUCAAUGAGAGCAAGAUUCAAAGCUCAGGUCGUGAGAUUGCCAGUCUCCGAACCAGGAAUGUGGAGCUGGAAGGAGAUGUAGAGCGCCUUAGGAGGUCGCUUACCAGUGAGAAGUUUGAACGAGAGAGAGCCAUACAGGAGCUGAGGAGACACGGCCUGACACCCCCAAUACCUACAAUGGAAUACUCAGCUUCCUAUUCUUAUUCAAAAACCACAACCCUUAAUAGUCUGACAUCUUCAAGGUCAAGGUCAAGGUCAAGGUCUCCCAGCCCUAGAAGGAGCCAGAGUCCUGAAUCGUUCCGCAAUUCGACGGGAAGGCGCAAUCUCACACCUGAGCGUCCUAGCUACCUAGAUGAUCCAUUAGAAACUUCACUUAAAGGCCUUGGGCAGGACUAUUCCUGAUCCUAGAUGGACGCUAAGUGGCUAAUUGAUGCUGUGAUGACUGGAUCACUUUAAUGAUAUGUAAUGAUGGUAAUACAUUGUAUCAACAUCAACACCGACAAAGAAUGGGAAAAUUAGCCAGACGUCAUAGAUACAAAUAUCACAAAAGCAUAGUAAUUUUAAGGUUUUUUUCUCUUUCGUUAUAUCAAAUAUUUUGUAUAAGAAAAGUAAUGAUUAAGAAACUUAAUUGGUUGUAGUAUAAUAGUACACAGAAUGUCUGCGGCCUGUACACCCUGUGAGAAACAUUGUCAUUCUUUUUCAUAUUUUGUACAAUCUUCAGCCAGUAAAUAAUUAAUGGUGUGGUAUGUUCUGUAGUGGAAUUGAUUGAAAAUGAAGGUUGUGCUCUACGUUGAGUACAUAUGUAAGUUAGAUAUUCCCCUCCUUUCUGUAUGACUCCAAAUUAUAAUAUUACAAAAUGAAAGUGCAGCAAAAACUAUAGCAAAGUGAUACAAAUAUUCCAGUCUGUCCAACUCCAGUUAGAUUGACUUUCCAGUUACAAACUAUCAAUUUUCAAUCAUUGAUGUUAGAUUUAUGGAGGUUAAAUGAAGUUUGGGUGUGAUUAUAAAGUAGACCUGAUGCCGUUAAUUGUUUACAUCCUCAUGCAUUUUCACAAUCCACUGCGGAAAGAUCGACAUAACCAAAUGAGAUCCAUUUUAGAUGAUAUCUGUGAUAUUGAGACCUGAUCUUAGUCAUAUAAGUGCUUGCAAAUCACAUGCUAGCCAUGGCAUGAAGAGAAUCUGGAGCUUUGAAAUGUUUUGUGUGGAGUUGUAUGUGAGACUCCUGGUGGAGGGGACCAAUGAUGAUGUGUUAUAUGUUGGUUUAUGGCCGUCUACAACACACUACCACAAUGGUGUUGGGUCAUGUUAGCGACACAUUUAUAAGCUGUGUGUAGCAAAUGUCUACCGAAGAUGUGGCUUCCUCCCAUACAGACACACAAUGAUCCAAUAAAAUGGACCACAUCACUGUAGUGUGAUAGUAGUGGAGAAUAAGGUACGUAAGUUUAUUUGAAAUGAAAGUGUCAUCCCUAAAAUCUUGCAGUGGACUUGCCCUUUUUGUCAAUAUGAGCUCAACCUUAUAGCAUAUGUGUGUGUGUGAAGAGCAGACCUGUUGGUGAACAUUAUGAUUUAGUUUGUUAAUGAUAUUGAUCUGACCAGGUGAUGUACUCAUCGGGACUGUGUGAGUUACCUCCCCUUGUCUACUGAAUUCUAUCUUCCAUCAACCAGCAUUAUAUGAUACAGAUUUUUAUAAGCAACUGUGAUAGAUCUGAAUAUAAGUUACAUAUGUUAUAAUUUUUUUAAUCUUUUAAAGUUUCUAAUUUUCAAAAAUAUAUGUACUUAGCAUACAUGUCCGUAUAUCUAGGUAGCAAGUUCAGUGUUAUUGAGAUAUAUGCUACCUUACAUAUUAUACCUGAGAUUUUUGAAGUCAUUUUUCUUAUUAAUACUGUAAUGAGCAUUAUUUAAGAAGUCAGAACUGCUUGAAGUUUGUCAGUUGCUGCAAUUGAUGCAUUCUUAGAUACCUUUUAAGUGUGUCAUCAGUAAAUGACCAUCCAGAACAAUAUUGUACAGGUGAAUUAGAGUGGAACUCUUCAAUUGUUUAAAUAAGGUAGCAUGUGUCUUUAAAAAGAUCACAAUGAUAAGUUGGAUUUUUCUUUUUCAGCAAGUUGAAUUACCUCAUCAUUUGAUACAAACAUAGUAUAAUGUUAUUCCUGUUAAGUGUACUCAAAAUUCCUUGCGUUGGUUUGCAGUCAUCAUUAUCAGAUCUGAUACUGGUAGUUUUAUUGCAAAGUGUUUAAUUUGAUUUUGAUGAAUUGUAUGUUAUGAAGGUUCAGUAAUGAAUUGUUGACUGAACUAUUUGACUUGGGACUGUGUCAAAAAAACUAACAAAACGUCAUACACUGUCAAAAUCUGUUUAGUUGCUUGUAGGUAUAAGAUUAUUUAUAUUUCAUGAAUUUUAUAAGCAUUCAACAUGAGCCUUGAGGCUAAUGGGGCCUUAGAUAUUGUUGUAUUGGCAAGAAAUAUUCGACAGAAUGAACAUGUCUUAUUCAUUGGAUAUUGUCACUAAAUAGUCCUAGAUUUGUAAUAUAAAUAAAUUCCGUCCAUUCCAUAUAAUUUAUUACUUUCUGUACUCUGUCUAUUUAUGUAUACACCAUUAUCUUGAAUGUAUUUUUUUUUCUUCUGAUUUUAAUGCCUUUUUGAUCUGUAAUCCUAGUAUGUAAGUGUCACUUGAUUUUCUCUGAUCUAAGUUAUGCACACUUUGAUAUCUAUUAACUAUAGAAUAAUUUCAACGUCCAUUGUUCAUGUACUGGUUAAACACUGGGAAUUUUAGGCAAGAUUUGCGUUGUGAUUUUCCCAGUUUAGAAGUAGUUAGUUUGGUAUAUAUUUUUAUAUAUAUGUAUGCUGAAAGUAAUACCAGUUCUUUGAUGAACUUUACAUAAAACCAUAUAAAAUCAUGACAUUGAAGAAAUAUUUGAUCUACAGAAAAAUUUACAUGUACUGUUUGUUGAUGACAGAAGUGUUUUAAAAUAAUUUAGAAGUACCAAGAGAAAUUAUAUACCAUACAUUCUCAAAUUUUUGUCCCGUUUCUUUUCUUUAUAAUCUUCAUGAAGUGAACCAUUUCCAGGUAUAUGUAAUGCUGUGGAGUGUGUCGUGGAUGUGCUAACGUUUCGCCUCCAUGAACAGUAUUAUCAGAUCCAAAACUAGUUUUGAAAUGUUCUUAACAACUAUGUUGUCAUAUUGGAUAUCAAAUUCAUUUUGCAACAUAACAUAUAUGCUUUCAUGGACCUCUGAAUUUUAAAGAAAGCUUUCAUAUUAGGGAAUAUUCCAACAGCCCCAAUUAAUGUAAUGGAUGUUUUAAGUUAUUCUACAGGCACAAGUACUGUAACAGUUUCUAUGUAUAAAUUAGGUCUGAGCCAUAGUCAAUAAAAUGUGCAUAGCCAGGA
Mizuhopecten yessoensis (Yesso scallop) is the source of this 6997-nucleotide messenger RNA. Its product is annotated as centrosomal protein of 135 kDa-like. The transcript has 25 exons. The record is from RefSeq and is a predicted model, not a curated record. Lineage: Eukaryota; Metazoa; Mollusca; Bivalvia; Pectinida; Pectinidae. The coding region runs from base 181 to 4020 and encodes 1279 amino acids.